AUGCCUAGUUCAACGGACCUGUGUCCCAAUUGUCCCGAUACUCCGCCAUCGGAUCUCGAGGACAUCAAGUGGAUCCAGUGUGACAUUUGUCGUCUGUGGUUCCACACAAUAUGUAUAGGCACCUCGGAAGAGGAUAUAGCCGAGAUCGCUUCCUACCACUGUGCCAAAUGUGCCAAGAAGCAUGGACCAUCACAACUACGAAGAGUGUCAAAACGCGCCAGGGUGAAGAUUGACUAUGUGGCUCUAGAUCAAGGCGAAACAUUCGCUGUGGACAAGAGCAUACAUCCUCACGUACCCAGCUUCAUGGACUUCACGCCUGAGGCUAGUCGAAAUAAAAAACAAUUCCACGUUGACAUUUUGGACAGCGACGAGCUCACGAAGGAGUACGUGUUGGGCACAGGCUUGCCGAAACCGGUCUUGGUGCCUCUGGUAGGCAAAGAGGCAGGUAUGACGCUUCCAUGUAAUCGGAAAGACGUGACUGUCGAGUGGAUUGCCGAGAAAGUAGGCGAAGGCGAGCCUGUUGAGGUCAUGGAUGUGCUUUCCCAGCAGAGUGAGUCGCCUGGAUGGAACUUGGGCCAGUGGAAACGGUACUUCUACAUGCGUGAAAAAGACAGAAUCCGUAACGUGAUCUCGCUCGAGGUGUCUGAUGUGGAGGGUCUUGGCGAUGCAUUUGUGCGGCCAAAAAUGGUUCGAGACUUGGAUCUCGUUGAUAAGGUAUGGCUGCAAAAUGGCACGGAUGAGGAAAGACCCAAGGUCACCACGUAUUGUCUCAUGUCGAUCGCCGGGUCAUAUACGGAUUUCCACAUUGACUUCAGUGGCACGCCAGUUUACUAUACGGUCUGUCACGGAAGCAAGACAUUUUUGAUGUACCCACCCACGGAUGAAAAUCUCGAACUAUACACCAGCUGGUGCAAAGAGCCCCAGCAAAAUUUCACCUGGUUCGGAACUUAUUCUAAAAGGCUACGAGGAAAAAAACUCAGCCCCACUGGCGGGUUCAAGGUGAACCUUCGGGAAGGCGACCUAUUUAUCAUCCCCAGUGGCUGGAUCCAUUCGGUGCAUACUCCGCAGGAUUCCGUCAUUAUUGGCGGUAACUAUCUCACCUUGCGAGACAUCCCUAUGCACCUCAAGAUCUACUCGAUUGAAAAGGCCACCGGCGUGCCUCUGCGCUACAGGUUUCCCAAGUUCAAUCGAGUCCUCUGGCUCACUGCGUACUAUUAUUAUAACCACCAGGAGGAAUUUUUUAAAGAUUGUCUUGCAUUUCAGCCGAAGGUACCGGCCAUGCAGAAGGCUGAGAAUUUACUGUACGCAAGCCAAACCGUCUCAGCCCUUGUGGCUCAUUUGGAAGAACACUAUGAGCUUAGUAAAACGAACAAUGUUGCUAAAAAGACGAUCCCCACGUCACUUAUCGGAAAAGACGUCCCACAUUUCCUAAAGCAGCUUCAUGACUGGCAUACGCAGAUCUUAACCGUUAAGCAUGAGACCUGA
This is a messenger RNA of Candidozyma pseudohaemuli, 1485 nucleotides long. Its product is annotated as [Histone H3]-lysine-36 demethylase. The transcript has a single exon. The record is from RefSeq and is a predicted model, not a curated record. The coding region runs from base 1 to 1485 and encodes 494 amino acids. Gene Ontology annotation, biological process: regulation of transcription by RNA polymerase II; protein demethylation. Gene Ontology annotation, molecular function: transcription coregulator activity; histone demethylase activity. NCBI's taxonomy places the organism in Eukaryota, Fungi, Ascomycota, Pichiomycetes, Serinales, Metschnikowiaceae.